CUGGCUGGCAGUUCCGGGCUGGGGUGUGUCCUAUAUUUAUAAGGGUUGCCAGUGCAGGGUGAGCUGACCUGGCCAUCCUGCAACCACACUCACAGCUUCCCGUUUCUCAUUACUGUACCUACACACAGAUACGGAUCAUGUCGGACAGGGCCCCAUUUGAAACCAAUGUCAUCACCCUGACCCGCUUCGUGAUGGAAGAGGGCAGGAAAGCUAAAGGUACCGGUGAGAUGACCCAACUCCUCAACUCCCUGUGUACCGCUGUGAAAGCCAUCUCUUCUGCCGUGCGCAAGGCUGGACUUGCCAACCUUUAUGGAAUUGAUGGAUCCACCAAUGUGACAGGAGACCAAGUGAAAAAGUUAGAUGUUCUCUCCAAUGACCUUGUAAUCAACACACUGAAGGCCUCAUUCAGCACAUGCCUCCUUGUGUCAGAGGAAGACAAACAUGCUAUUAUUGUGGAGCCUGAAAAAAGGGGAAAAUACAUUGUCUGCUUUGACCCGCUGGAUGGCUCCUCAAACAUUGACUGCCUGGCGUCCAUUGGAACCAUUUUUGCAAUCUACAAAAAGACUUCUGAAAACGAGCCCUGUGAAAAAGAUGCCUUACAACCUGGCCGUAACAUUAUAGCAGCAGGCUAUGCGCUGUACGGUAGCGCCACAAUGAUGGUUCUCGCCACUGAGUGCGGAGUCAACGGUUUCAUGCUUGAUCCAGCAAUUGGAGAAUUCAUAUUGGUUGAUAACGAUAUGAAAAUCAAAAAGAAGGGCAAUAUUUACAGUCUGAAUGAGGGCUAUGCGAAAUACUUUGAUGCUGCAGUAACCGAGUACUUACAAAAAAAGAAAUUCCCAGAAGAUGGAAGCUCACCCUAUGGUGGAAGAUAUGUGGGCUCUAUGGUAGCUGAUGUACACAGGACGUUAGUGUAUGGUGGAAUCUUUUUGUACCCUGCUAAUGUAAAGAGCCCAAAAGGAAAGUUGAGACUGCUUUAUGAAUGCAAUCCAAUGGCGUAUAUCAUUGAGAAGGCUGGAGGAAUGGCCAGUAACGGACUAGAGCCAGUGUUAGAUGUAGUACCAGAAAAUAUCCACCAGAGGAUGCCAGUAGCACUUGGCUCUCCGGAUGAUGUACAGGAAUAUAUUGAUAUCUUCAAAAAACAUGCAGCGAAGUGAAAGACAGAAGAGCAUUCCUGUAAAGAGGACCAACGAUUACUAAGCAACUGUAUUAUACCGAAGACACCUGUGAACAUGACUUUCUUACUUUUAUAUACAAUGUCAGGCCUGGUCAAAAACAUAAAUAAAGUUUUAUUUUAAUCACU
This is a messenger RNA of Bombina bombina (fire-bellied toad), 1300 nucleotides long. Its product is annotated as fructose-1,6-bisphosphatase 1. Gene Ontology annotation, cellular component: cytosol; cytoplasm. Gene Ontology annotation, molecular function: fructose 1,6-bisphosphate 1-phosphatase activity. Gene Ontology annotation, biological process: fructose 1,6-bisphosphate metabolic process; fructose metabolic process; fructose 6-phosphate metabolic process. Lineage: Eukaryota; Metazoa; Chordata; Amphibia; Anura; Bombinatoridae. The record is from RefSeq and is a predicted model, not a curated record. Bases 138 to 1154 code for a protein of 338 amino acids. The transcript is spliced from 7 exons.